AUGUACUCCCGCGAUAAAACCGUCAACGCCGUCCUGAGAUUCUAUCAAACAGUUAUCCGCCACCCAUAUCUAAACAACAGCACACUCAUUGUACCGCCUGUAAACGGCUGGACCUCGAUCAACAUAGAAGGGAAAAACGGAACCGUCCUCGACUUACUUUGCCACCUCCCAUACCUCCGCUCAGAGAAUGCAUUCGAAGAACUCAUCAUUUACUGGGAAAGCAUUCCGGUCUGCUACUUGGACAACCAAGAUAGGCUGCUAUCAUACCCCCUCCCGGCCCACUGCAUCUACCUCGCCCGCGCCGAAUCGUAUCUAGGCACGUCUUUGAUUCUCGACACUAACGAAGGCACCAUAACUGAGUUCUAUCACACGGGAUCUCACAUUACAGUACCUUACGAGGAAUACGAGGCUCUACCUGAAGCAGAGAAAUGGAAGGCCCACCGCAUGAGACCCACCACAGAAUUGUUGGACAAUUGGACGCAGAGGUAUGAGAAAUUGGUGUGGAUGUUAGUACCGAACCCGAUUCGUCAGCCGGUAACAGGGAGGUUCUAUAGUCGUGCUGUGUCCAGUGCUGAGGAGGAACUUCUUGUGCAGCAAGGGCAGUUGGAGCCGUGGCACGUUCAAGAUGACAGCAGUAGUAAUGAUAAUAGGGAGGAGAGUGAGGAUGAUAGGGAGCAACAUAAGAGGGAGAGGAAGAGGAAGUAUGUAGUGGAUGUUUACAACAUAUAUCUCUGCCACGGAUGGCCAGAUCACUUCGACAAGGAGCGAUGUAAAACCGAAUUGUUGGAGCUAGAGAAGAGGAAGGAUGUGGAUACGAAGCGGCAACUGGCUGAAGCGAACCCCGAUGCAGCACUAUUCGACUGAGAGAUAGACAUUUUUGUUCCUAUUAGGACUAAGGGCUGAUUAGAGGUCUCACUACCUCCCAAACGGAAAGGAUUUAUAGAUUAGUAUACAAAUCCGUUCAAAUAAUUAAUGGCAAGGCG
Hyaloscypha bicolor E is the source of this 983-nucleotide messenger RNA. RefSeq lists its product as uncharacterized. Lineage: Eukaryota; Fungi; Ascomycota; Leotiomycetes; Helotiales; Hyaloscyphaceae. The coding region runs from base 1 to 864 and encodes 287 amino acids. The transcript has 2 exons. The record is from RefSeq and is a predicted model, not a curated record.